Coregonus sp. 'balchen' is the source of this 27373-nucleotide messenger RNA. The record is from the annotation of a GenBank genome assembly. NCBI's taxonomy places the organism in Eukaryota, Metazoa, Chordata, Actinopteri, Salmoniformes, Salmonidae.
CUGCAACUCCUGGUCUCUUCUCUCCAUGGUGAGUUGGAGUCUCUCCAUCUCUAUUUCGGAAUUGAACCUUGCUGCCCCUCUCUCUUCAAAUAACUGGUGUUCCAGUUCUUCAAGUUCUAUCUUCUUAAGAUGAACUUGAAUAUAUGAGUGAUCACUGUUGUCACCAUUACUGCUUUGUUGACUGCGGGCUGGCGAACCCCUUCCUUGGAGGGGCUUUUAAUGCCUUUUGUUGUGGCUGGCCUGGGCUCAACAGUUUGCUUUGUUGAGGUUGUGGAUGAUCCACUUAAUCUUCAUCAGAAUCCUCCUCAAGGUCUUCUUCUUCAGGGGCGUGGCUUGCCUGAGGCUGACCUGUGGGGGGAGGGCUCACCAGUUAGAAUACCCUCACCUCAGUGGGCAUGCCUACUUGGAGCUGUUGUGAGAGUGCGUAGGUGGUUGACUAUGCUGUAUCUGCCGUCAUGGACGGUCAUCUCCUCGGGGCUUGGUCCCUUGGGAGAUCUGGUUGUCCUCAGUCUCGAUGUCCAUUAUCCCGGUUCGAAGGACCAUGAAACGGAGUCUGGUGCUCUCUAAUGUGUGGAUAGGCCACUGGGAGUAAACGGAUACCGGCCUGCACUCUGGUCAAAGAGUGAUGACAGACACAGAAGCCCAGUCUAGGAGUUUAAUGAUGAAACAGAGUAUACAUGUGGUCUGUGUACAGAGGGAAACAGGAUAAAAUAAAUAUAAAAUUACUACAAUGUAAAUCCAAUAAACAAUAUUACAUUAAACAGUAAUGUCAGCAAUCUCUAUACACAAUUUACAAUAACAGAAAAUUAACACACCAUAAUUCCUCUCAAGAGAAUUAACAUUACAGUUACACCAACUGUGUCAGAGCGACGUGUAUGCGGUAGGCGAAGUCAAGAGCAGGACACCGAGCUACUGGCACGUACUUUACUGAACACAGUGAAUACAAAGUACAAAAACCAACCUCCUUGCACACAUUAGCAACUGCCGAUAAGACGAAAAACAAUCACACACAAUACACAAUGAGAGACAGAGGGUUAUAAAGGGAAUACAAUACAACAUAAUUGGAUACAGGUGUAAACAAAAAAGACCAAACAAGACAAACACCGAAACAUAGAUCGGUAGCAGCUAGUACUCCGGGGACGACGAACACCGAAGCCUGCCCGAACAAGGAGGAGGAGCAGCCUCGGCUGAAUCCAUGACAGUACCCCCCCCCCUUGACGCGCGGCCCCAGCCGUGCGCCGACCCCGGCCUCGGGGACGGCCAGGAGGACGCGGAGCAGGGCGAGUCGGAUGACUCCGGUGGAAAUCCGUCAACAUUUUGGGAUCUAGGAUGUCCCUCCUAGGGACCCAGCACCGUUCCUCCGGACCGUAUCCCUCCCACUCCACGAGAUACUGCAGGCCCCCCAUCCGACGCCUUGAAUCCAAGAUGGAAUGGACUGAGUACGCCGGAGCCCCCUCGAUGUCCAGUGGGGUCGGAGGUGCCUCUCGUACUUCACUCUCCUGGAGUGGACCAGCUACUACAGGCCUGAGGAGAGACACAUGGAACGAGGGGUUAAUGCUGUAAUUAAUGGGCAGUUGUAACCUAUAACAUACCUCGUUCAAUCUCCUCAGGACUUUAAAUGGCCCCACAAACCGCCGACCCAGCUUCCGGCAGGGCAGGCGAAGGGGCAGGUUUCGGGUCGAGAGCCAGACCCGAUCUCCCGGUGCAUACACUGGAGCCUCACUGCGGUGGCGAUCGGCGCUCACCUUUUGCUGCCUGAUAGCCCGCUGCAGACGGACAUGCGCAGCGUUCCAGGUUUCUUCCGAGCGCCGAAACCACUCGUCCACCGCAGGGGCUUCGAUCUGGCUCUGAUGCCAAGGUGCCAGGACCGGCUGAUAACCUAGCACACACUGAAAAGGCAUAAGGUUAGUUGAGGAGUGGUGGAGUGAGUUUUGGGCUAUCUCUGCCCAGGGGAUAUAUCCUGACCACUCCCCCUGCCGGUCCUGGCAAUAGGACCUCAGAAACCUACCCACAUCCUGGUUCACUCUCUCCACCUGCCCAUUACUCUCUGGGUGAAAACCUGAGGUAAGGCUAAUCGAGACACCCAGACGUUCCAUAAACGCCCUCCAGACUCUAGAGGUGAACUGGGGACCCCGAUCAGACACUAUAUCCUCAGGUACCCCGUAGUGCCGGAAGACGUGUGUAAACAGGGCGUCAGCAGUUUGUAGGGCUGUAGGGAGACCUGCCAUAGGAAUGAGACGGCAGGCCUUCGAAAACCGAUCCACAACGACCAAAAUCGUCGUGUUCCCCUGGGAGGGGGGAAGGUCCGUGACAAAAUCCACCGAUAGGUGAGACCACGGCCAUUGUGGAACGGGUAGGGGUUGUAAUUUCCCUCUGGGCAGGUGUCUAGGUGCCUUACACUGGGCGCACACCGAGCAGGAGGAAACAUAAACCCUCACGUCCUUAGCUAAAGUGGGCCACCAGUACUUCCCACUAAGGCAGUGCACUGUCUGACCAAUACCAGGAUGACCAGGUGGUACUGAAUGCUGCAUUCCACUCAUCUCCCUCCCUAAUGCGCACCAGGUUGUACGCGCUCCUGAGAUCCAAUUUUGUGAAGAAUCACGCCCGUGUAAUGACUCAGAGGGAGAGGAUAGCUGUAUUUGAUUGUGAUCUGAUUGAGACCACGGAAGUCAAUACACGGGCGUAAACCCCCAUCCUUCUUUUUCACAAAAAAUAAACUCGAUGACGCAGGGGAAGUGGACGGUCGUAUGUAUCCCUGUCUCAGAGAUUCGGUGACAUAUGUCUCCAUAGCCGCCGUCUCCUCCUGAGACAGAGGAUACACAUGGCUUCGGGGAAGCGCAGCGCCUACUUGGAGGUUUAUCGCACAAUCCCCCUGUCGAUGGGGUGGUAAUUGAGUCACCUUCAUUUUACAGAAGGCGAGAGCCAAAUCGGCAUAUUCAGGUGGAAUGUGCAUGGUGGGAACUUGGUUCGGACUUUCCACCGUCGUGGCCCCUACGGAAACACCUACACACCUCCCGACACAAUGAUCAGACCAUCCCUUGAGAGCCCUCUGUUGCCAUGAAAUGUUGGGGUCAUGAGAAGUUAACCAGGGAAGCCCCAACACCACGGGAAACGCAGGAGAAUCAAUCAAAUACAAACAAAUUAUCUCCUCAUGGCCCUCCUGCGUUUUCAUCCUGAGAGGCGCUGUGACCUCCCUAAUCAAUCCUGACCCCAAAGGGCGGCUAUCUAGGGCAUGGAUAGGGAAGGGCACAUCAACUGGAACAAUAGGAAUCCCUAACUUAUAGGUGAACUGGCGAUCGAUAAAAUUCCCAGCUGCGCCUGAAUCUACUAGCGCCUUAUGCUGGGAAUGAGGAGAAACCUCGGGAAACACCACUUUAAUACACAUAUGCGCAACAGGGAGCUCUGGGUGAGUUGGGUGCCUACUCACCUGGAAUGACUCAUCAGUGCGCUGCCUACUGCCUCGAUUCCUAGGAGACCCUCCCCAGCACCGACCAGCAGUGUGUCCUCUGCGGCCACAGUUGGUGCAGGGGACGGCCUCUCUCCUGGUCUCUCUCCUAGUACCAGCACCUCCGAGCUCCAUAGGGGUCGGCUCGGAAGUGCUGGGGGAUGGAAUGGACGGCCCCGAAUCCGGACGUCCGCGGGUAGCCAACAUGGUAUCCAGGCGAAUCGACAUGUCCACCAGUUGGUCGAAUCUUAGGUUGGUGUCCCUGCAGGCCAAUUCCCGACGCACGUUCUCCCUCAGGCAACAUCUGUAGUGGUCGAUGAGGGUCCUGUCAUUCCAUCCCGCGUUAGCAGCCAGUGUCCGGAAGUCCAGUGCGAACUCCUGCGCGCUCCUCCUCCCCUGUCUGAGGUGGAAUAGACGCUCACCCGCCGCUUUACCCUCUGGUGGAUGAUCGAAUACUGCCCUGAAGCGGCGGGUGAACUCUGCAUAGUUGACAGUAGCGGCGUCUAUCCCCCCCCACUCGGCAUUGGCCCACUCCAGCGCCUUGCCGGACAGACAGGAGAUGAGGGCGGACACGCUCUCGUAUCCCGAGUGCACCGGGUGGAUGGUUGCCAGGUAGAGUUCCACCUGGAGCAGAAAACCCUGACACCCGGCAGCUGUGCCAUCAUAAGCCCUCGGGAGCGAGAGCCGAAUCCCACUGGACCCCGGAGGUGAAGCGAGGGGCAUAGCUGAUGGUGGUGGUAUCGUCGGAGGAGGUGUAGGCAAACCUCCUCUUUCCCAUCGCUCCAUGGUGCUCACCACCCGUUCCAUGGCGGUGCCGAGAGCCUGGAUCAUAGCCGCUUGUUGUUCUACGCGUUCUUCCAUUGAUCCAGCUGGCACCGCCGCUCCUGCUGACUCCAUGUCUUGGUGUGUAAUUCUGUCAGAGCGACGUGUAUGCGGUAGGCGAAGUCAAGAGCAGGACACCGAGCUACUGGCACGUACUUUACUGAACACAGUGAAUACAAAGUACAAAAACCAACCUCCUUGCAGAGAGGAACAAAAUAACCCGCACACAUUAGCAACUGCCGAUAAGACGAAAAACAAUCACACACAAUACACAAUGAGAGACAGAGGGUUAUAAAGGGAAUACAAUACAACAUAAUUGGAUACAGGUGUAAACAAUAAAGACCAAACAAGACAAACACCGAAACAUAGAUCGGUAGCAGCUAGUACUCCGGGGACGACGAACGCCGAAGCCUGCCCGAGCAAGGAGGAGGAGCAGCCUCGGCUGAAUCCGUGACAAACUGGUAGGCUAAUUACAUAAUUGUACAAAAUGGUAAGAGAACUGGUGAAGAAAGUUACCCCUCUACAUACAAAUGUAUUGUAUUUACAUAUAACAAUAGCAACAGGAAUAUUAUAAAACUAAAAUAAGUAUUUGUUCUGACUUACAUUUGGUCAAAAAUGCACAAAUAUCCCUGCAAAUGAAAACGGUCUGAUCUCCACGAAAGCCAACUGAACUGAGAAAUAGGUUUCCUUUUUAUACUAACAAGUGGUUGCCAUGGUGAAUAAUCCAAUAAUAAUUGGUAGGACACAUGAAAGAAAACAUCAAAUAGUUUACCGGAAUCUCUAAAUGAAAAUACUGGCAGAUCAGUAAAAUGUCCUUGUAGAUCUAAUUAAAUGUAGAGGAUUCUAAAUUAAUAUCAAAGGGGCUUUUAUACACGAAUAAAUAGGCCAACAUCAUGGACAAGAAACAUAUUGUUUUUAAUCAAAUCAAUUAUAGUAGUAGCAUGCUAUCGAAGUUGACCUCCGGUCCUCCUUCUAAUCUUCGCGCUCUCCAACUGAACAGAACAUAGGCUAUAGACUAGUUCAUGUGCAAGACUAGGCCUACUCAAAAAUUAUUUUCGGAAGAAGCCUUUGACUCUUGUAGUGUAUUAGGAUUAUGUCUUUGUUAACGUUUUUCAUGAAGAAAUUGAAUGUUGUUUAUGUUAGGUCAAGAGUAGCCGUUUGUGGGGUGACGCCCCAGGGGAGACGGGUGAUUGGACAGCAGAGGGAGCCACCCAUCUUUUUGCAUUGUUUAUAAGUAGGGGCUAGACAAAGAGAGGGCAGAGCGGCCAUUGCAAUUCGGGGGAUGCCGUUCUCCGGGUGAUCUUGACACCUGUAAGCUCAUGCUGAAAGCUUGUGAUAUGAAUAAACCUUAUGAUCAAAGUUCAGUAUGAGCGGACUCCUUUGUUUAUCAGCAAUAAUUGCCAGCAUUCACCCGAUACGACACUCUCCUCCUGAAUUGUCACCAUACACUCUAAAAAUAAAAGGUUCCUGGAGCAUCCUUUAGGAGUUAUUCAAAUUGAAACUGUGGGGGAACCUCUAUAAGUUAUUCGAAGAACCCUUUAAAAUGGUUAUUCAAUGAACCCCUUUUAAUGGAUCCUCGAAUAACCUUUUGAAGAACCUUUUGGGGUUAGUUUUUGAAUUACCCCCCCCCCCCCCCCCCCCAUUAAUAUUAUUAUUAAUAAUACGCUUAACAAUAACAACAAUAACACAAUAUUGUAGUUGUCAGUGUUUAUUAUGAUUUUAGUGGCAAAGCAGAAUAAAAAAAUUAAAAUAUGAGGUAAAUGUCACGACUUCCGCCGAGGCUGCCUCCCCUCCUUGUUCGGGCAGGCUUCGGCGUUCGUCAUCACCGGCUUACUAGCCACUGCCGCUCCAUAUAUCAUCAUUCCAUUUGUCUUGUCUUGUCUUGUCAAUUACACACACCUGGUUCUUAUCCCCUCAUUAGUCUGUGUAUAAGUGUUCCCUCUGCCCCCUUGUCCUUGUGGGUGAUUGUUUAUUGUGAGAGUAGUGUAGAUCGGUGGAGCUACUUGUACCUUGUAUUGCCGGGGUAGAUAUUUCCCCUGUGCCUGUAUAUUGUUGGAGCUACCCGUACCCUGUAUUGCCAGGGUAGAUGGUUUCCCCUGUGCCUGUUUUCUGUUGUCGCUAUCCAGCGCAAUUGUGUACGACGGAAUAAACUCUGUAUUCGGUGAUAUACCCUCCUGCGCCUGACUCCUUCUAUCACACUCAUCACAGUAAACUCCCAGCAGAGCCCCAAGUCCAAUGGGUAUAUCCUCUGGCAUGUUGAUGUUAAUGUGUUGAUGUUCUCCAUAUCCAUAGCCAGAAUGAUUUUGCAGUGCAUGGGGAUCGAGCAGGUUUCCUGUUAUAUUCAUCAGAGGUGUAGGGAGGGUGAAGUCUGUGAAUCCAAAAAAUUGUAGUUAUACAGAUGAUUAACAAAACAUGCACACAACAGUAUUCAUACCUUGGUUUUUGUGGUAAAUGUGAAUGAAAAAAAACUGUUUUAAUAAUGGUUUUCAUACACAUACCUUGUCCAUAAUGUAGAGGCCUGUGGGAUAUUCAUUGUAGCGGUAAGAGAGGAGGAUGGUAACUCUGAUCUGCAUAUCAUACCAAUACCAAUUGACAUACCUUUGUAUGCCUCCUCAUCUGUAUACCUGCAGACACUGACACAAACGUGAGCAGUUCAGUCAUCUGCACCCAAUACAGCUAGCCUUCAACAUAUUCUUAUAGCCUACAAUACAUAUUCUUACCUCUUUGUUGACUGUUAUCCAUUGAAUUGUGUCCAUUUUCUGUUUUAGAAAGAUUUGCACACAUAUGAAAAGAUGGAUAGUGUCAUCAGAAAACAAUAUCAAUUUAGAUCAUACAAGGGACAAACCUUACCUUAAAUUGAGGAGAUCUUUACAUUUUUCAGUUAAGUGCCUGCACCUGCUGUCCAUUCAAAUUAAAAUCAAAAUGUUUCAGUUGGGCAGUUAGGUUCCUGCAAGAACCCCUACCAACUUAGGAGGUUCCUUGAUGAACCCCACCUCCUAUGGGGUUCGUGGAAGAACCUUUUGGGUGCAAUUUUCAGUGCCAAGAACCCUAAGGUUCUUGGAAGAACUUUGACGAUCUUAGAAGAACCUUUGUUGAACCCCUAAUUUUUUGAGUAUAGGCAUACACAGCACAGCCAUUGGUUAGGCAGCACAAAAAAAUAGUAUUUUAUCAGCAAGAGCAGAGCAGGCCGGGGCUCAGGGGUGGAAUAGCCAUUGCAGUGUGAAAUGCAGCAUAGCUUUAUUUACACCAUCCCAGCAGCUAUCUUAGAAAUAUAACUUCUCUGUGCUUCUCCAAGCAUGCACUUCGUAAGCUGUUGAUCAUUUUAUUGAAACAACACUAAAUAGCCUAUAGGUGCACUUGAUAUUUCAUGCCCAGCAGAGAAUCCGAGAUGAGGGGCGGCAUCGGGCACACAUCGAUAUAUAGCCUAAUAAGCAACAAAUUCUAAAACACUGAGAAAUAUUGAUAUUUCAUCCAUUACAUGACCCUCCCCUGGACUGAAAUUGAAAAAGCAUGACCCUGCCUCAUUUUCCUCCCGGUACCUAUUAUGUACAUGUUGAUCCAUUCCUUACCUUAACCAUUCAGAAUGAGUGCCUUAACUUAACCCUUAACUUCAAAAUGUGAAGUUUGGAUAAAUGGAACAAGAGAGAGCAGCAGGAGCAAGAAAAACACUUCGGAAUUUGACAUUUGGAGAACGUGGAUGAAUGUCUAAUUCUGCAGUGAGACUGUGAGAGCCAGCAGCUUGGGGGCAUUCUUAAAGGCACAAUCUUUAAUUUCAAAAGCUUGACCCGACCACUUCAAUGUCAAUGAUUAUUGAAAUAAAUAACAUCUGCUCAUGCCCAAUAAAUUGUGCAACAUAAGUUGAUCAUAUUGUAAAGCAUGUAUAAGUCAACCGUGCCCAUUUAGAUAUUGAAAACACUGCGUGCAUUUUGGCAUGGGCACUGUGAGAUGGUCCCUCAAAUGGAUCCAAAGUCACUUGAGAUGAAUGAAUUGUCAACACUUUAUCUGUUUAACACCAUUCAUCCAUCCAUCCUUGAUCCAACCUUCAUUUACUAAUCUAUGAUCACUUCAUCCACCCAUCCUUCAUCCAUCCUUCCUUCCAUCCAUCCAUCCAUCCAAUAUUCUGAACAUCCAAUCCCUUAUCCAACUAAUAGGCCUAACAUCCAUUCAAUCUUCCUUCCUUAUUUCCUUAUUUCCUUCCUUCCUUCCUUCCUUCCUUCCUUCCUUCCUUCAUUCGUUCCUUCUUUCUUUCAUUUAUUUAUUAAUUAAUGUAUCCAUCCAUAAAUCCAUCUAUCUGAUUUUAUGUUUUCUUGACACAAUAAAGAUAAAUAGUAAUGGCGUCUUUUUGUAGGCACUAACUCCGCCAUGGUUUGUUGGACAAAGUCUAUGAGGAAAAUUAAUGGCGUUUUUGGAUAAACACUGAAAAUAAAGUAUGUGGUAAACACAGGCUUAGUCGAUCUUACACGUUUUUUUCUAUGAGAUGAUCUUCAUCAGCUAUCACUUUAUGUGCAUUUUGAAGAAUGUAUGUUAUUUAAAAAAGCACAUAAAGGCUUCAUAAUUCAUAAGGUAAUGUUAACUGACUGCUAUGAUAUCAUAUAACAAAACGUAUAAGAUCUCCUAAACCUGUGUUAACUUCAGACCUUAUUUUCGGCGUUUAUUCCAAAACCCUAUUCUUUCCCUAUUAGUUUUUCCCAUAGGGCUGGCUGAAUGAACUAGAUCUAACUCAUUUCCGGGUUUUAGGACUACACGCUGGCGAGCUCUAUUGCAUUUCAAAAACACAGUUUUCCCCUUUCGGACAAAUUCCACUGAACCCGCGCCUUGUAUCGCAUUGAAAGCUUGCUUUCGUCACUUCUGUCGCAGUGAGUUUCCGUGUUUAUGCCGCGUUCAAAACAACUGGGAACUCGGAAAAAUACAAGGUCAAAUCAUGACGUCAGUGAUCUUCAGGUCGGAAUGUCGGAGCUCUAGAAAGAGGCCCGAGUUUCCAAGUUGGAAUUCCGAGUUGGAUGACCGUUGAAAUCGAUUUUUCCCAGUCGGAGCUCGUUUUUGUUUUCGAGAUCCUAGUUGUUUUGAACCCACAGAUGUCGGAAGUAGACAUAUCCGAGUUCCCAGUGGUUUGAACGCAGCAUUAGCUACAACAACAUCUCACAUAUGCAGUGGUUGGUGUGCAGUGAUGGCUUUUAUAAAGAGGAAAGAACGAUCGAAAGAAAGGUUCGUAGUUGGAAAACAUUAUAGGCUUCCUAUGGGGUUGUGUGGGAAGUGAUUUUUGCAAUCUAAUGUUGUCCUCGUCCACUUGGAAAUUGCCAGGGCGCGUGCUGUCUACUCUGACCGAGCACAGAGGUCUGACUUCGGGCAAGGAAAUGCAAUUGAGAUCCUGGGAUUUCCGUGUUAGUAGGCCAGUCUGUCUUAUGACUAGACGGUAGAUGCUGUUUAUUUUGACUGUCUGGUCGUGAAGAGAAUUGAUGCAUUGUUACACGCCUACUAGAGUAGAUGAGAUGCUACAACGUAUAAAUUUUUCCAGGACAUUAGAAUUCAGUUUAAGGUACAGUCUGCGAUAAUUAGGCUACAUUUGUUGCAUUCAUUGUUUAUCUAUUGAUUCUUGAAGAAUACAACUGAUAAAUGCUUCAUGACCUUAGUACAACUAUCCUCCCUCGUCAUAACCCCAAAUAAGGUUGUGUAUAGGCCUAUUCCAUUAUAUAUUUUUGCUAUGAAAUCUAACCUUUCAGAUUCAAAAUAUGUUUAAAACUGUUAUUUUGAUCUCAUGCACUGUCAGUCCUUGCAUCUAUAGCCCCAUCUAUGAAUUUGAGAGUGGUUUACAUUUCUCCAGCACCAUCCCUUAUAGCAUGCCAGUGGCAUUUCCCAAAUGGCAAAUCAAUUGGAACUUAAUGUUAUUAUGCUACUUUGUCAUUAGAUGACAAAUGUAGUUGAGGUUAUUCUAGGUCAUUCUUUUGAAGUCAUGACCUCAAACAUUAGGUAGUUCUGUGUGAAAAUUGAACAAAAAUGUCUGAAUUGAAGGCGCUCUUCACCGCCAUUGUUUUUUCGGUGUCUUUCCCCUAGAUUUUCUCUCCUGUUGCUGGACCUGGAAGAGUAUUACUUUGAACAGCACACAGUGUACCAUGUGACAACCAGUUCAGCCAAGAAAAGGUAAUGUCUGAAAUUGACUGACUGACUGACAGGUCCACCCAAUUCUAUCCCCUUUCUAAGUCAUGGUGGAUAGCAGCGCUGUAGUUGCAGCACUGACACUCUUUUCUCUUUGCAGAAAGAUCAGAGGGUCACUCAAAGUAUGCUCCAAAUCCAUCAUAUUUGAACCUGAGGACCAUGUGGAGCCCAUUUUAAAGGUGUGUUUUUGUGCUUUGUAGUCUACACACAGUAGUACAGCACCACUCACCAAGGAGGAUUUACUCAAAUGGAGCUCGGAGAACUGAUCUAGGAUCAGUUUGGCCUUUAAAAUCAUAAUGAAUGGAUGGACAGGAGGACCUGAUCCUAGAUCAGACUGUUCCUUUAUAAAUAGGGCUCUGAUUAACUUCUGUGUUAUUUUUCACAUUGUGUACAUAGGUUUGUUAUUCAUACUGAUUUUAACCUCUGCCAGAUUCCUCUCAGAGAUUGCAAAAAGAUUGAAGCGGUUGAGGAAAAGGACCAGAAUCCUUUCAAUGAGUGAGUCUCAUUUUUGCAAUUGAACUGGGUUUAUGCACAAAUACAUAAACCAAUAAGAUGAAAACUUAAUUGAUUUGAAUGUUAAAAUUUUUUAUAGGAGCAAACCAGCUGGCCUCACCAUUUUAUGCAAACAGGUGUGUUUAAUUAAAGUGUUUACAUUUUAAUUAAGGAACAUUUACCAACAUUUUAUCUUACAAAGUUGCUGACAUUAUUCUGUAUAAAUAUGUUUAGUACAACUAAUCUAAUGCACAUUUUAACUUCAGGUUUACCUUAUCAAAGAGAACAAUGUCGUUGCACCUUACAUAGUUGAAAGGGUGAGUACAUUAAAUGUCAAUUAGAUUUGUAAUGCAGGUUGUCCAUAUGUCAGAUUAUAAACACAACAUGAUUUAUAAUCAGCAGCCGUAGGAACAUUUAUAAUUUCGCACAUUGUAUGACUUUUCAAACCAUUCUAAUAGGGAGACAGUACCUUUCUCUUCCAUCUGGAAGUUUCCAGUAAAACGGAGGAUGUUGUCCAAACAUUACUUCAGGUAUGUAACAGUACCAUAGCCGGAUUAUUAGAACUGUGAAAGUGCUUGCCUUCCAUGUGGUAAUGCAGCUUUUGUUUGUUCUCAUUUAUUGUUUUCAUCAACUUCUCCAGCUGCAUAGGGCAUCUUGUCUGGACAAGCUUGGAGAUCAGACUGCAAUGGUAAGUCAUAUCUGUACAAAACUGCAACACUAGAAGUACCAAAACAUUGUGAAAACAGAUGGUUUUAACGUGCAAUUGAGAGAGAAUAUUGUUUGUCUACAUACAGUUCAUCAAACUGGAUUGAACUGUUGAAUAAGAUGUUGUUUCAAACCCAUUUAGCUUCCCUGUUUGCCACAGCAUUGUUGUAUACAGUACAUGUAAGCAGUUGAAUUUUGUGCUUCUAGAUUGCUGCUAAUUUACAAUCCAGAUUGGCAAGAACUUCAUUUGACAAGAACAGGUAUGUACUUAAAUAAUGUGAGAAUAAGUUCUUAGUCACAACCUUGGUGUGAUAAUGAAAUACUUCAAUAAUGCACUGAUUGUCUAAUUCCUCUCCAGCUAGCUACAAUAUAUAUCACAAUGUAUGGAUUCUUAGAUUCAAAUGCAUAUAAUACAAUAUUUUUGGGUUGUUCUUAGCUUUCAGAAUGUUGCAGAAAUACCACACAUGGAAUGCGAGGCGGAGAUGGUCACUCCAUUGGUUACAAACCCUGGUCACGUGUGUAUAACUGACCAAAGCCUCUACUUCCAACCACUCAAUGGCUAUCCUGUGAGUUAUCCAUACAUUUACAUUUACAUUUUAGUCAUUUAGCAGACGCUCUUAUCCAGAGCGACUUACAGUUAGUGAGUGCUAUGCCAGUUUGCUAUUAUUAAUUGCGAUUACUCUAAAAUGGAAAAUACCACCCUUGUUGGGAUUUUGUGAAGAUACAAUAUGAUGUCUGUCUCCUCUUCCACAAUGUUCAUUUCAGGAACAGGUAGUCCGAAUUGAGCUCCAUCGAGUUAAACAAAUCUACAAGAGAAGGCAUGGACUCAGGCCAUUGGUGAGUGUGAUGCUCAGGAUUAAUUUCUCAUUCUGUUUAUUAUCUAGUGACCUGAAGAGUAGUGUUUGUAUUCGUGCCAAGUCAUUACUCUUAAAUAUUUGCAUCAUGUUGACCUAACUAGUCAGACUAUGCCGCUUUUUCAUACCCCAACCAAGUUCAGUUCCAUAAAUGUAGACCCCUGAGGAUGCUCCCUCCCCGACUAUAAUGUGUUUUACUCUCCCUCCCAAACUAACUGACUCGCUCUGUCUUGAUCAGGGGCUAGAGGUGUUCUGUACUGAAAACGACUUCUGCUCGGACAUCUAUCUGAAGUUUUACAAUACCACCGACAGAAAUGACCUCUACUACUACAUCGCCACGUUUCUGGGUCAGUAACACACAGCGAGUUACAUAGCAAACAUACAAACACAUUUUGCAGGAGUACCUCACAUCAGCUCUUUCUCUCUGGGUUGAUCCUGGUGAGACCAUACAUUGAGAAUGCGCACAGAGUAGUGCACAUCCCCCUAUGGGCCCUGGUCAAAAGCACUGCACUUAGGGAAUAAGGUGCCAUUUGGGAUGCAUCUGUAAUGAUAUAUAACUAUACCAGAUUCCUGAUUGGUCUCUCUCCCUCUCACAGAGAACCACAUGGUGGAACACACAGCGGAGAGUUACAUGCUGCAGUGGCAGCGGGGUCACCUCAGUAACUACCAGUACCUGCUGCACCUCAACAACCUGGCUGACCGCAGCAGCAACGAUCUGUCUCAGUACCCCGUCUUCCCCUGGAUCAUCGCUGACUACAGCAGCACAGAGCUGGGUGAGUGGGGCGCAAGGUCUAGUUUUGGGUAACACCUUUUGACAGACAGAAACUUGACGGACUGUGGUACAUUGGGGUCAUGACUCAUGUAGCACUGGAGCUUCGGGCUCAAUUAUUUUGAGCCAGUGUUGAAUAUUAGCAUAUUUGGAUGUUGUCCAUCUUUCCUAUUCAUUUGGAAUUGCUCUAUACCUGUGUAGUAACGGUAGUAACACUGUAAUUAUUAUAGUAACACCAUUGUAUUAGCAUGUGGUUCCAUAGUUAUUAGGUAAUUGUUUUGUAAUGGAUCCUUUUGAUUCUGUCUCAGAUAUGAUGAACCCUGCAACUUUCCGUGACCUGAGCAAGCCUGUGGGAGCGCUGAAUAAAGAGAGACUAGAGAGAUUGUUGGUGAGACUACCUUUUAUCCCAGGCUCAAUGACCCCUGCAUUAUUUCCCCCUUUGUGUCAGGACUGAUGUGCCACAGUUUAGAAAAUAAUAUUACAUCAUUUAUAUUUGUAAAACCUAGGGAUGUUAAUCAGUUAGCCCCCGAAAAGACAUUUGACCGGUCAUGCUUAUCGGUCUAUAGGUUAAUUAGCAUACUUUUGUGGAAUUAAAUUUGCGCGUGUGUAUUUUCGUUAGUCAUUAUGUAUCUUAUUUAUCACAGGCGCACAGCAUACAAAGCCUAGCUUGAGGAGCGGAAUAGCCUAUCACCUGUCAGACAGCGCCAGAGUAGCUCCUCAAAAAGCCUGUAGGCUACUGGAGUGAAACCUGCUUUUGCAAGCCCAGUCAUUGCGCAACAAAUAACAAUUUUAAAUGCAAUCGCAUGUUAAACUAUUUUGAUGGCCACAAUUUAAAAAGAGCUAAUUAAAGCGCGCCUCCCAUUCGCCAUUCGACUGCAUAGGCUGUAGUCAACGGUAGGCAGGCUAUCAGCGCGUCACCUACAACUUUACAAUGUGAGGCAGUAUAAUUGUUUGAAACCUGAACAUUUUACUUUACUUCGAAUGAGGCAUGUCUUACCUUGCUUCAAAGUAGCCUUGCAAAAAUCCAUCCAUAGAAACGUGGAGGCAAUUAUUUUAUAAAGCCUUCAUGACUUCAGACUAUUGGUUUUCAUAUCAACUUUCUUUCGUUAUCCAGAAGCCGAAGGCACAAUCCUAGUCAUAUUAGCAACCCCCAUCCUAGUUGUUGCUAGUAGAUUCAACCUCUUUCUGUGUUUCUAAUGGAUAUUUUCAUCUCUGUCACAUAUGGAACCACUCGCAUUAGGUGUGCAGUUUAGAAAUUUUUUUCCCCCCAAAUUGCAUUUUGGCAAAUUAUUGAAAAUGACGUUUAAUUAGCUGUUUUAUUACAGCAGUUGCAUGUUCAAUAAUAGGUUAUAGCCUUUUGACUGUAAGACGUAAGGCUUGCUAUUGUUGCAUGUUUUCAUUAAGCUCGUAAUGAAAAAUGUCAGUUUCUUGUAUGCAUGCAUAGUAUUUUCUGUUGGUCACAUAAUUUUACUGUUUGGAAAAAAUUUAACCGUUUGUUGACCGGUUAAUAAAGUUUGGUUAGUCGGCAGCAAAAUGUACUGAAAUUUGCAUCCCUAGAAAAACCACAAUAAAAUGUUCUAACUAGGGUGGAUCUCUCUCUUCCUUACAGUCCCGGUACAGAGACAUGCCUGAUCCUCGUUUCAUGUACGGCAGUCAUUACUCCUCUCCAGGCUAUGUGCUUUUCUACUUAGUCAGAGUUGGUAUGUCGACGCCUUCUGAUAUUGUUUGACAUAUAGUACGAGAUUUUGACUGUGUGGUUAUUGCAAAAGUAAGCCUUUUACAUUAUUUCAUGUGUUGUCUGAGAAGGCUUACAUGACAUUACUGAGAAGGCUUACAUGACAUAUACUCCUGAGUGGCGCAGUGGUCUAAGGCACUGCAUCGCAGUGCUAACUGUGCCACUAGAGAUCCUGGUUCGAAUCCAGGCUCUGUCGCAGCCGGCCGCGACAGGGAGACUCAUGGGCGGCGCACAAUUGGCCCAGCGUCGUCCAGGGUAGGGGAGGGAAUGGCCGGCAGGGAUAUAGCUCAGUUGAUAGAGCAUGGCGUUUGCAACGCCAGGGUUGUGGGUACGAUUCCCACGGGGGGCCAGUAUAAAAAAAAAAAAUGUAUUCACUAACUGUAAGUCGCUCUGGAUAAGAGCGUCUGCUAAAUGACUAAAAUGUAAAUGUAAAUGUAUAUAUUUUUUUUACCAUCUUCUCCCUUGUAGCCCCAGAACACAUGCUGUGUCUUCAAAAUGGCCGCUAUGACAAUGCAGACCGCAUGUUCAAUAGGUUAGUUGUUUUUGUUGCUUGUUUAAGCUAUAAAUGUUUUUUGCAUUGGAUGCGUCUCAGUCCACCACAUCCGCUGAUGUCGCACUUCCGCAUCUGCGGUGAAAGGUGACAGAGCUAGAGCGGUGUUUGUCAGACCAUGAGACAUUCCGAAAAUCGGUCUUCUCGCAAAAUUGUCAGUUUGGCCUACUCUAUUGAAAGAUGAGACUCACGAACACGAUGGUGUUCUCUGUUUUGCUCUACGAAAACGUCUUGGGACUUGUCUGAAGUAGGUACAGCCAAUCUGCCAACUGUCUGUAGCAUCCGAACCGUUUGGGCUACACAUAAAUAUGACCCCUCUGUGGAAAGGUGAGACUGUUUUGCUCCAGGAUGCCCACAGGCCUCACAAGACUCGUCUGAAGGUCACCUGGUACCGGUUGAAAACAUUUAUGGAAGUAUACAGUGCAUUCGGAAAGUAUUCAGACCCCUUCCCCUUUUCCACAUUUUGUUACAUUACAGCCUUAUUCUGAAAUUGAUUAAAGAAAUGUUUCCCUCAUCAAUCUACACACAAUACCCCAUAAUGACAAAGCGAAAAACAGGUUUUUAGAAAUUUUUGCAAAUGUAUUAAAAAUAAUAAACAGAUGCCUUAUUUACAUAAGUAUUCAGAGCCUUUUCUAUGAGAUUCGAAAUUAAGCUCAGGUGCAUCCUGUUUCCAUUCAUCAUUCUUAAGAUGGUUCUACAACUUGGAGUCUACCUGUGGUAAAUUAAAUUGGUUGGAUAUGGUUUGGAAAGGCACUCACCUGUCUAUAUAAGGUCCCACAGUUGACAGUGCAUGUCAGAGCAAAAACCAAGUCAUGAGAUUGAAAAAAAUUGUCCAUAGAGCUCCAAGACAGGAUUGUGUCGAGGCACAGAUCUGGGGAAGGGUACCAAAAAAUGUCAGCAGCAUUGAAGGUCCCCAAGAACAGAGUUGUAUCGAUCAUUUUUAAAUGGAAGAAGUUUGGAACCACCAAGACUCUUCCUAGAGCUGGCCUCCUGGCCAAACGGAGCUAUCGGGAGAAGGGCCUUGGUCAAGGAGGUGACAAAGAACCCGGUGGUCACUCUGACAGAGCUCCAGAGUUCCUCUGUGGAGAUGAGAGAACCUUCCAGAAGGACAACCAUCUCUGCAGUACUCCACCAAUCAGGCAUUUAUGGUAGAGUGGCCUGACGGAAGCCACUCCUCAGUAAAAGGCACAUGACAGCCCGCUUGGAGUUUGCCAAAAGGCACCUAAAGGACUCUCAGUCCAUGAGAAACAAGAUUCUCUGGUCUGAUGAAACCAAGAUUCUUUGGCCUGAAUGCCAAGCGUCACAUAUGGAGGAAACCUGGCACCAUCCGUACGGUGAAGCAUGGUGGUGGCAGCAUCAUGCUGUGGGGAUGUUUUUCAGCGGCAGGGACUGAGAGACUAGUCAGGAUUGAGAGAAAGAUGAACGGAGCAAAUUACAGAGAGAUCUUUGAUGAAAACCUGCUCCAGAGCGCUCAGGACCUCAGACUAGGGUGAAGGUUCACCUUCCAACAGGACAACGACCCUAAGAACACAGCCAAGACAACGCAGGAGUUGCUUCUGGACAAGUCUCAAUGUCCUUGAGUGGCCCAGCCAGAGCCCAGACUUGAACCCGAUCGGACAUCUGUGGAGAGACCUGAAAAUAACGACGCUCUCCAUCCAACCUGACAGAGCUUGAGAGGAUUUGCAGAGAAGAAUGGGAGAAACUCUCCAAAUACAGGUGUGCCAAGCUUGUAGCGUCAUACCCAAGAAGACUUGAGGCUGUAAUCGCUGCCAAAGGUGCUUCAACAAAGUACUGAGUAAAGGGUCUGAAUACGCAUGCAAAUGUUAUAUAUCAGUUUUCUAUUUCUAAUACAUUAGCAAAUAAAUCUAAAAACCUGUUUUUGCUUUGUCAUUAAUGUGUGUAGCUUGAUGAGGGGAAAAAACAAUUUAGAAUAAGGCUGUAACGUAACAAGAUGUGGAAAAGGUCAAGAGGUCUGAAUACUUUCUGAAUGCACUGUAUAUGGAGACUGUUUAGUGCCAAAAAUAAGGGGUUAGAUACAUGUUACAAUUGUUUUUUCUUAUAUCUCUCAGAUAUAGGACAGACACUUCAGAACAAACUUCCUUUAGAUUUGUUUUGGGGGAUUAUCUGUUCCAUGUAGUCAAGCUGUUAUUCAAUGUGUUUGUAUGGGCUAAUACACUAUAUAUACAAAAAUCUUAACGCUACAGCAUACAGUGACAUUCUAGAAAAUUCUGAGCUUCCAACUUUGUAGCAACAGUUUGGGGAAGGCCCUUUCCUGUUUCAGCAUGACAAUGCCCCCGUACACAAAGCAAGGUCCAUACAGAAAUGGUUUGUCGAUCGGUGUGGAAGAACUUGACUGGCCUGCACAGAGCCCUGACCUCAACCCCUUCAAACUCCUUUGGGAUGAAUUGGAACGCUGACUGCGAGCCAGGCCUAAUUGCCCAACAUCAGUACCCGACCUCACUAAUGCUCCCCGCAGCAAUGUUCCAAAAUCUAGUGGAAAGCCUUCCCAGAAGAGUGGAGGCUGUUAUAGCAGCAAAGGGGGGACCAACUCCAUAUUAAUGCCCAUGAUUUUUGGAAUGAGAUGUUCGUGUAGCAGUAAGGCCAAAUACAUAUUUAAUUUUUUUUACAUUUUUUUUUUGAUACUUCAAGGGGUCUGAAAAUGUAAAAUCAAAUAGCAAAAUGAUCCUUGGUAUGACCUUAAAACAAUUCCAUAUAGCUUAGUAGUACCCUCCCACAGCUUAGACAGUGCUUAGACUCUUAUGGAUUUGACAAAGAUUCAAAUUCAAAUUCAAAUCCCCAUUCCAGACUCAAAGCAAUAACUAUUAGUAAAAUGUACUAAUUAGUUUGUAAAACAUACUAACACAGGGGGGUAAAGGUCCUAGACUAUUUAUCAACCUUGGUAUUACAUGUGGAUUCGAUGGUAGUGGCAUGUUGUAGUUAAUGUAACAGUGUCAGAUUUUUGUUCGAGUUAGUAACAUGGUAAUUCAGAGCUGACUUUCAAACAUGUAAAUUCAAAACGUUAGCUACAUUGUGGAACAAGAAAAGGUGUAAUGACAUCAGUAAUUACACUUGUGGAAUAACCUUCAAGUAGAUGUGUAAUUACACAUUUCUUGUUCCAAUUGUGUAACUACUAUGUUGUUACUGUGUAGUUACAUAGUAAUAGGGGUAACUUAAAGAUGCACUAUGCAGAAAUCGCUCUGCCAUUUCCUGGUUGCCAAAAUUCUAAUAGUUCGCUUAUUUUCAGUUUAUGUGACAAAACAAGCAAGUAUAGUGUGGAGAAUCAUUGUACAAUCUAAACCGCUGUGAAAUAUAUUUUCCAUAACCAAAAAUAUUGUAUUUUCAGCUGUUUGAAGCUGGUGUACAAAACCGAACGGAAAAGACGCAAAAAAGAAACUUAAGAAUGUGAAGCAUAGAAAUAGCUCAUAUAGAACUGAUCUACCACUUCUUAGACUUUCUUUCAAUGAGAAUGACAGAUCUAUAACAAACUUUUCUAAUUUAAUUUGGUUGGGGUCUCACAAAAAGUUACAUAUUGCAGCUUUAAUGUAAAGUGUUAGCCAAUUAUGUUUACAAUCUUUGUCUGAAUCACCCAUGCCAACAUGGAUUUAUUAAUGUGUUUGCAGCAUUGGAGAAACAUGGAAAAAUUGCUUAGAGGGUGCAACUGACUUCAAAGAGGUAAAAAGUACCUUGAAUGAAAAAUAUUUUAUAAUGAUCAGAAUUGUAUAAUACCAAAUGUCCCUUUGCACAUUAUUUCUGUGUCUCAUGUGGACGUUUCCUUGUCAACCAUCUGUUUCAGUUGAUCCCAGACUUCUAUGGGAAUGACGCCAGCUUUCUGCUAAACUGCCUGAGUCUGGAUUUGGGGAAGAGGCAAGGUGGAAGCUCGGUUCAAGAUGUAGUUCUUCCGCCAUGGGCUGCAGGUAACAACUACAACAUGGAAACAAUUUGUUUGUGUGUUAUAUUUUGGUGAUAUUAUUUUGGUUGUGUGUGUUUGUGUUCAUUAUUUUCCUGUAUGUAUGAUGUAGACGCCAGUGAUUUUCUUCAGAAGAACCAGAAAGCGCUGGAGAGUCAGUACGUGUCAGAACACCUGCACGAGUGGAUCGACCUAGUGUUUGGCUUCAAGCAAAAAGGAAGUGAUGCCGUGGCAGCCCACAAUGGUACGAGACACCUAGAUUGCAUCAGAGACUGAGUAUCCAUUUGCCUGAUGAUGAAACGUUUUUAAUGAAUACCGAUGUGAUGUAAUGAUGUUGAUUCUCCUGGUUUUAUUGGCAGUGUUCCAUCCAUUGACAUAUGAGGGAGGCAUCGACUGUGAUAGGUAAUGAAACCAUUCAGUGUUAACCAUUCAGUGUUAUCCACCUCUCCAUAUUUCGUACAUAUCCAGUAAACUGAUUAAAUGAUUUAUGAAAUACUGUCUCCUUCUCUGUUCUCUCCCUCUGAACAGUAUAGAGGACCCCAAUGAGAAGAUUGCCAUGUUGAUUCAGAUCCUGGAGUUUGGGCAAACCCCGACGCAACUGUUCACCACCCCACACCCACAGAGGAUAACACCCAGAUUCCAGAGCAUAUCGAGGACACCCAGUGUAAACACACCCCUCAACGAGCUCUCUCCAGGUAACACCCUCACUGACAGACAAACACAGGGAACGAAGGAACUCACUUGCACUCACAGACAGACACAGUUAAUCUAAUGCUGACAUUGCAAAGCUUUUUCCAGUCAGACUCAACAUGUUUGCUUUUGCGAUAUAAUCACAAAUGCCAGUUGUUGAAGUUUGGAGGUGUAGUGUUAAUUUACCCAUUGUUCUUUUUUAGCCUCCACCAGUGAGGACUCCUCCUUUGAAGACCUAACCGAAGAGAGUAGGAGACUGGCUUGGAACAACAUAGCUAAACUCAAGUUGAUGUCCAGCCACAAAAUCCAUAAAGAGUGAGUGAGAAUUUAAACUAUGUAAUUUUUCUGUCCACCCCUAAAAUGUAUCCACCCUGUUAUUGGACUGUGACUUUUCAACUUGAUCAUCUCUGACUGAAUACACUCUCUGUAAAAACACAGGGCUGUGACAGGCAUCGCAGUGACUCGGACUGCAUCAUCUGUCUUCACAACAUCACAAGGUCUGGAAAUCAGCUUGUAAAGUAAACUUUGGUUAUGUUUUAGAAUAUGAUGAAUUAAAAUAUUGCUGAGCCUUUCCAUGUGAACGUUAAUGUGCAAUUAAUAUGAGUAUAAUUUGCUAUUGAAGUCUGAUAAGGACUAAAAGUACUCUCCUCCACAGACUCAACACUGAAGAUGUUCUCCAGAGAGUCUAAUGGAUUGCAGAGAAGCAUGUCCUUCUCCAACAUGGUACUGAGCAGAAUGUGAUCCCCUCUCGCCCCCUUUAUUGUGAAACCAUUUCCAUUAUUAUGAGAUGAAAGUAUUACAUUUUAGUCAUUUAGCAGAUGCUCUUAUCCAGAGCGACUUACAGUUAGUGAGUGCAUACAUUUUUCAUACCUUUUUUCCUGCAGGCAUUAUCAUCGUGCUUGAUGCUACCAGAGGAUAAGGCCGUAGUCUGCUCCUCGUGGGACAAUAAUGUGUGAGCGUUUUCAGUUCAUCACUUGACCAUUAUCUCACCAUUAUUCAUCACAACAUGACCUAUUCCAGUCAUCACAACAAUACCUAUUCCACACUUUUUUUUUUUUUUACAGUGUUUAAAAUCUGAACACUUUUCUGUAACCCUUUUAAAUACGUCAAGUCAUUUAGAAUUUCAAUGAAAAUGCGUCACAGUGUUUCGAUUGUAAACACCAGAAUAUGUUUAUUCGCUGUAACACUUUCUAAACACAUGAACACAUUUAUUCAGCACAAGGAGUUAAGGUUUGAACACUGGGUGUAUUGUUUUAACACUGUAGGGUGUAAAGCUGUAUUUGAAUAUUUCCCAGCAUGCCUUUCGCGUGAAUGUAAGAGAUACCCACCCAUGACUGUGUUUGUUAGUGACAGUGACCUAUUUGUUCCAUUCAAUAACUUAAGCUGUCACAAAGUGACUGCUUAAGUGAAUGUGUUUCAAUUAAAAGUACACUGUUUAUAACCACAUAUGAUACGUUUCAUAAGGCCUUUAGGUAUGGCCUAGUUAUCUUCGGCAUUGUGGUCUGAAAAUCCUGGCCAAUGGGCCACAUCAGACCUGCAAGUCAUAAUACACUGAUUUGUGAAGUGAUUAGCAAUUCCUAUCGGAAUCCAGCCAUAGGGAAGAUAUCCAAUAAUUUGAAUAUGUUAUCACCCACAACCUGCACUCAGAAUAACUUGUAUGGUUAGACUACAUAAACCAUCUAAACUGGAACAACCAUCUCAGUAACGGGUGCAAUAAAUCCAACUACUAACAGAUUGGAUUAGUUUAGAAAAACGUAAGUUAUUUAUCUUUGUAUAGUAUAAGAUCAAUGAGGAAACAUAGAUGUUAAAACAAACUAUUAAAAAAACAAAGCAUGCUGGGAAAUCUGAUAGAGGCCCUUCCCACGUCUUUUUCACUCUGCGUUAACAGAAAUGAACUAUUACAUUUACAUUUUUAGUCAUUUAGCAGACGCUCUUAUCCAGAGCGACUUACAGUUAGUGAGUGCAUACAUUUUUCAAACUAUCUCACAGUCGAGUGACAACAACACUACGCGAUUGAAAAGAUUUAUUGAAUCAAAUGUCCUGUUCAGUUGUGCUGAAUUGUUGUAAAGGUGACAGACAAUUUUCCAACACUGAUCUGAAUAAAAGGCAUGGAAGUCACAUUUCUAAUGACAAAAUGCACUCUAAACAGGAAGAUGGGGAAGUAAACAAUAGUGUUUAAAAUCUGAACACUUAGGAGAUAUAGGUGUUCUCCUGGUUGGAAACUGACUGGAAAAAGCUGACUUUCAUUGUUAAUCUUGCAUUCUAAACACCUGUCUUUUAAGAUCAGAACACUUAUUGGCAAAUAUAAAUGCCUAAUAUUUAAGUUUUAAACACUGAAGUUUAGGUUAUAAACGUUUCAUGGUUUUACAGUGCAGUCCUCACAACAUGACCUAUUGCAGUCCUCACAACAUGACCUAUUGCAGUCAUCACAACAUUACCUAUUCCAGUCAUCACAACAUUACCUAUUCCAGUCAUCAUAACAGCUCUAUUUCCAUAUCCAUGACAUUUCAAAUCAAAUCAAAUCAAAUUUUAUUGGUCACAUGCGCCGAAUACAACAGGUGCAGACAUUGCAGUGAAAUGCUUACUUACAGCCCUUAACCAACAGUGCAUUUAUUUUAAACAAAAAAAGUAAGAAUAAAACAACAACAACAAAAAAGUGUUGAGAAAAAAAGAGCAGAAGUAAAAUAAAGUGACAGUAGGGAGGCUAUAUAUACAGUAAAAUAAAGUGACAGUAGGGAGGCUAUAUAUACAGGGGGGUACCGUUGCAGAGUCAAUGUGCGGGGGCACCGGCUAGUUGAGGUAGUUGAGGUAAUAUGUACAUGUGGGUAGAGUUAAAGUGACUAUGCAUAAAUACUUAACAGAGUAGCAGCAGCGUAAAAAGGAUGGGGUGGGGGGGCAGUGCAAAUAGUCCGGGUAGCCAUGAUUAGCUGUUCAGGAGUCUUAUGGCUUGGGGGUAGAAGCUGUUGAGAAGUCUUUUGGACCUAGACUUGGCACUCCGGUACCGCUUGCCGUGCGGUAGCAGAGAGAACAGUCUAUGACUAGGGUGGCUGGAGUCUUUGACAAUUUUGAGGGCCUUCCUCUGACACCGCCUGGUAUAGAGGUCCUGGAUGGCAGGGAGCUUUGCCCCAGUGAUGUACUGGGCCGUACGCACUACCCUCUGUAGUGCCUUGCGGUCAGAGGCCAAGCAGUUGCCAUACCAGGCGGUGAUGCAACCAGUCAGGAUGCUCUCGAUGGUGCAGCUGUAGAAUUUUUUGAGGAUCUGAGGACCCAUGCCAAAUCUUUUUAGUCUCCUGAGGGGGAAUAGGCUUUGUCGUGCCCUCUUCACGACUGUCUUGGUGUGUUUGGACCAUGAUAGUUCGUUGGUGAUGUGGACACCAAGGAACUUGAAGCUCUCAACCUGUUCCACUACAGCCCCGUCGAUGAGAAUGGGGGCGUGCUCAGUCCUCUUUUUUUUCCUGUAGUCCACAAUCAUCUCCUUUGUCUUGGUCACGUUGAGGGAGAGGUUGUUGUCCUGGCACCACACGGCCAGAUCUCUGACCUCCUCCCUAUAGGCUGUCUCAUCGUUGUCGGUGAUCAGGCCUACCACUGUUGUGUCGUCGGCAAACUUAAUGAUGGUGUUGGAGUCGUGCCUGGCCAUGCAGUCAUGGGUGAACAGAGAGUACAGGAGGGGACUGAGCACGCACCCCUGAGGGGCCCCCGUGUUGAGGAUCAGUGUGGCAGAUGUGUUGUUACCUACCCUUACCACCUGGGGGCGGCCCGUCAGGAAGUCCAGGAUCCAGUUGCAGAGGGAGGUGUUUAGUCCCAGGAUCCUUAGCUUAGUGAUGAGCUUAGAGGGCACUAUGGUGUUGAAUGCUGAGCUGUAGUCAAUGAAUAGCAUUCUCACGUAGGUGUUCCUCUUGUCCAGGUGGGAAAGGGCAGUGUGGAGUGCGAUAGAGAUUGCAUCAUCUGUGGAUCUGUUGGGGCGGUAUGCAAAUUGGAGUGGGUCUAGGGUUUCUGGGAUUAUGCUGUUGAUGUGAGCCAUGACCAGUCUUUCAAAGCACUUCAUGGCUACAGACGUCAGUGCUACGGGUCGGUAGUCAUUUAGGCAGGUUAUCUUAGAGUUCUUGGGCACGGGGACUAUGGUGGUCUGCUUGAAACAUGUUGGUAUUACAGACUCAGUCAGGGACAUGUUGAAAAUGUCAGUGAAGACACUUGCCAGUUGGUCAGCACAUGCUCGGAGUACACGUCCUGGUAAUCCGUCUGGCCCUGCGGCCUUGUGAAUGUUGACCUGCUUAAAAGUCUUACUCACAUCGGCUACGGAGAGCGUGAUCACAUAGUCGUCCGGAACAGCUGGUGCUCUCAUGCAUGCUUCAGUGUUGCUUGCCUCGAAGCGAGCAUAGAAGUGGUUUAGCUCGUCUGGUAGGCUUGUGUCACUGGGCAGCUCGUGGCUGUGCUUCCCUUUGUAGUCUGUAAUAGUUUUCAAGCCCUGCCACAUCCGACGAGCGUCAGAGCCAGUGUAGUAUGAUUCAAUCUUAGACCUGUAUUGACUCUUUGCCUGUUUGAUGGUUCGUCGGAGGUCAUAGCGGGAUUUCUUAUAAGCGUCCGGGUUAGAGUCCCGUUCCUUGAAAGCGGCAGCUCUACCCUUUAGCUCAGUGCGGAUGUUUCCUGUAAUCCAUGGCUUCUGGUUGGGGUAUGUACGUACGGUCACUGUGGGGACGACAUCAUCGAUGCACUUAUUGAUGAAGCCAGUGACUGAUGUGGUGUACUCCUCAAUGCUGUCUGAAGAAUCCCGGAACAUGUUCCAGUCUGUGCUAGCAAAACAGUCCUGUAGCUUAGCAUCUGCGUCAUCUGACCACUUUUUUAUUAACCGAAUCACUGGUGCUUCCUGCUUCAGUUUUUGCUUAUAAGCAGGAAUCAGGAGGAUAGAGUUAUGGUCAGAUUUGCCAAAUGGAGGGCGAGGGAGAGCUUUGUAUGCGUCUCUGUGUGUGGAGUAAAGGUGGUCUAGAGUUUUUUUCCCUCUGGUUGCACAUUUAACAUGCUGGUAGAAAUUAGGUAGAACGGAUUUAAGUUUCCCUGCAUUAAAGUCCCCGGCUACUAGGAGCGCUGCAUCUGGAUGAGCGUUUUCCUGUUGAUUAAUGGCCUUGUACAUUUCAUCACAUCCAGUGUUCUUCCUCCCCAGGUAUUUCUACUCGAUACCAUUUGGCAGGCGUCAGGACACGUUGAUGGGUCAUGAUGAUGCAAUCAGUAAGAUGUGCUGGAGGGACAACCAGCUUUACACGGCAUCCUGGGACUCUACAGUCAAGGUUAGGGACACCAUCAUAAUCUUGAUGAUGAUGAUGAACACCAUGGGUGUAAAAUGACAUGAGCCUUUUUUCAAAUGAUCUUUUAAUGGCUUAAUGCAUUUCUAAUUCGUCUGUUUGACAAUAUAAUAGGCCUGUAUGAAUGCUAAUAUUUCUAUUUCUAUUGAAGGUUUGGCAAUGUGACUCUGCCGAUAUCGCAAAUAAUAAGAGAUGCCAAUUCGAGUUGCUGGCUGAGUUUGAACACGAGGCGGGGGUAAGUGCCUGCCUAUCAUCUCACAUGAUACUAACCUGUCUUAUUGCAUGUCGGACUGAGAGUGAACAUGACAUCCUUACUUACCUCUCAGAAAUUAUUUUACUGUUUGCGAUCUGUUUGAGUCUUUCUGUCCAACAGCCUAACCCUAACCUAUGUUUUCUCCAUUUCCAGGUGAACACUAUUAACCUAAACCCAGCAGGUACUUUGCUGGUAUCAGGGACUAAGGAUGGAACCGCUACCAUUUGGGAUACCAGUAGUUCAGUACAACUCCAUCAAGUCCACUGCCACUCGGGAAAGAUCCACGAUAUGGCCUUUAGUCCUGGUACGUAUGUAAUACUAACUAGUACAUCCCUCAGUCCCAGUAUGGACUAUACAUGGGACUAAAUACUUUUUUUUGACUGGUAGUUUAAUCCUUAUCAUUGAUGCAUCCACCCACAGUUUGGGAAUAACUGUACUACAGUAAUAUGAUUAAGGUCUGCUGGUCAUUGUCAAUGGGGUUUAUAAUUACAUGGUCUGGGUCGGAUUUCUCUGACUCACUGUUACUCUAAACCUUCACUACCUCUGUAUAAUAAACACUAAACAUGACUGAGCCAACUUGUAUUUAUUUUCACAGACAGCAGACACAUCUUGAGUGUAGGAGAGGACUCGUGUCUGAAGGUAAUCGACGUCCAGACAGGCAUGAUGAUCUCGUCUGUGCAAGCUGAUGAGGAGCAGCGGUAAGACCACACCCACUCUGUCCCAGUUCCAUUUCAGUCCAUGGCAACUUCAUUUAGUCCCUGCUCACAAAGAUUUGGAAGGAACUUCCCGGGUGUAAGCAAUAUGGUGAUGUCCUCUUGAAUCCCUCUAAUGAGCUGAGUGGAGCUUCUGCCAUAUUUCUUAAACCUAUCCAGCCCUGGAUUUGUGAACUGCGGCUAGGGGCCAAAAUAGAACAGGUUACUAUGUCUGUAUCCUCAUUUGUCUCUGGCUCAUAAUGUGCAUCUACACAAAUAUAAUGACCCCUGCCUGACUGUUGCCGUGUCCCUGGGAACAGAUGUUUCUGCUGGGACGGGAACAUGGUCCUGUCGGGGGGUCAGUCCGGACACCUACAGGUCCUGGACCUGCUGAGCAGCAAAGUGACCACCAGGAUCCCUGGACAUUCAGGUACACCAAUAAUCAUCACUAAAAUGUCAAAACACAAAUGAAACAGCAAAUGAAACGGCAAUGAAUGAAUAGCAAUACAUUUCAAUUAAAUCUGGUAUCAUUCAAACGGUCCCUGUGGGCUUGUAUACAUGUGCAGAAUCAAUUAUUGUUAAUCUUUCAUUUUUAUUCGGCCCUGACCAGGUGCAGUCACAGCGAUGUGGAUGAACGAGCAGUGUAGCACGGUGAUCACAGGCGGCGAAGACAAGCAGAUCAUCUUCUGGAAACUUGACUGUUGACCACAGUGCUCGAAAGUCCCUCUGUAUGUUUAUGUACACAGGUGAAGUCCAAGAGGGACACUCACUCUGAGACAUCUUUAUACUGUCUGGCUCCAACCAAAGAGGCUAUCACCGUCGGUCAAGGUAACUAUUUAGGCUGGCUGGCCUGCUGGCUGGCUCACCCAAAGAUGGCAACGCAAAAUCAUUGCACAUAUGACUUACAAAUAAACUGGUCCAGUUAGCAGGGACAACAAUCAUACACCUGUCUGGAGUUCUCAAACAAAAUAUAAUUAUGAACAAUAUAACCAUUCUCAAUCAUGUUAGC